AUGAAGCUGUCAAUUCUUAGCACCGCUACCGUUAUCCUUGCCUCUGGCCUUGUCGAACUAGCAACUGCCAGUUGUUUUCAGUACUGGGAAGGCACAGCACCAUUUUGUGACUCCAAAUGCCCUGCUAAAGUAGCUGGUCGUGUCUGCAAAGGGACAGGAAAUUUUUCAAGCUCCGGGAAUGGUGGCUCGUGCUGGACUGGUAAAAAGCAGCUCUGCGAGUGUUGCGGAGCUGGCCCACCAGGGGACCGAGCUUGCCUCGAUCCACAAUCCAAAAAAUCCAAGUGUGUCGGUCUAGUCCUUAUGUGUUCGAGAAUCGGAAGGAGGGAAGAUGGGUCUGAGAUUGUAUGUUCAACCUAUGCCUGCGGCUCCUGCUUCUUUGGUUAG
This is a messenger RNA of Orbilia oligospora ATCC 24927, 384 nucleotides long. RefSeq lists its product as uncharacterized. The record is from RefSeq and is a predicted model, not a curated record. The coding region runs from base 1 to 384 and encodes 127 amino acids. The transcript has 2 exons. NCBI's taxonomy places the organism in Eukaryota, Fungi, Ascomycota, Orbiliomycetes, Orbiliales, Orbiliaceae.